This is a messenger RNA of Balaenoptera ricei (Rice's whale), 129 nucleotides long. Its product is annotated as thymosin beta-10-like. The record is from RefSeq and is a predicted model, not a curated record. Gene Ontology annotation, biological process: regulation of cell migration; actin filament organization. Gene Ontology annotation, cellular component: cytoplasm. Lineage: Eukaryota; Metazoa; Chordata; Mammalia; Artiodactyla; Balaenopteridae. Gene Ontology annotation, molecular function: actin monomer binding. The transcript has a single exon. Bases 1 to 129 code for a protein of 42 amino acids.
AUGGCAGAUAAGCAGGACCUGGAGGAAAUCACCAGCUUCAAUAAGGCCAAGCUGAAGAAGACGGAGGCACAGGAGAAGAACACCCUGCUGACCAAAGAAACCAUCAAGCAGGAGAAGCAAGCGGAGUGA